Messenger RNA from Nematolebias whitei (Rio pearlfish), 2773 nucleotides. RefSeq names its product SUZ12 polycomb repressive complex 2 subunit b (gene suz12b). Bases 286 to 2355 code for a protein of 689 amino acids. Gene Ontology annotation, molecular function: chromatin DNA binding. Gene Ontology annotation, cellular component: nucleus; ESC/E(Z) complex. The record is from RefSeq and is a predicted model, not a curated record. The transcript has 17 exons. NCBI's taxonomy places the organism in Eukaryota, Metazoa, Chordata, Actinopteri, Cyprinodontiformes, Rivulidae.
GCGGUCUGUCAUUGGCUAAGGAGCGAGUGCUGCUCUGUAAUUCAGUACAAACAUAAUGAAGGCAACAAAUCGACCUUAAAGCACAAAUAUCUUAUUAAUAAUUCAGAGAUUGUUUCCAUCUGGUUUAAAAUUGAGUCUGUGGCAGGUGAAUGCGGAGGAACUUCAGGUGUAAGGACAUUAUUAUUAUUAUAAUUUUGAAGUAAACCAUGCUAGCAGUGCUAGCUCGUUAGCCACCGUUCCGCUGCCUCUUCAUGGCUUUCUGCUGCUGAUUCUGCCAACACGUUCAUGCCAUCAGCCAGGAGUUCGGGUCCUGUUAUGAGCGGGGCGAGCUGCAAAGCUAACGGGGCCGUGUACCCCGUCUCAUCCGCGGUCAUGAACCCGGUGAAGAAGCCCAAGAUGGAGCAGAUCCAGGCCGACCAUGAGCUCUUCUUGCAGGCCUUUGAAAAACCAACUCAGAUCUACAGGUUCCUUCGCACAAGAAACCUGAUCGCACCCGUAUUUUUGCACAGAACACUCACCUUCAUGUCCCACAGAAAUAAUCGAACUAACGCCAGAAGGAAAACGUUCAAAGUGGAUGACAUGUUGAAAGCUGUGGAGAAAAUGAAGGGAGAGCAGGAUUCUCCAAGCUUGUCUUCACAUCUUCAAUUAACAUUCACUGGGUUCUUCCAUAAGGAUGAAAAGCCAUCUCAGAAUUCUGAGAAUGAUCAAAAUUCUGUGUCCUUAGAGGUGCUACUUGUCAAAGUCUGCCAUAAAAAACGCAAGGAUGUCAGCUGCCCGGUAAAACAAGUGCCUACAGGUAAAAAGCAGGUGCCUUUAAACCCCAACUCUAACCACAGCAAGCCGGGCUCCUGCCCUUCCUUGCUCGUCCCCAGCUGUGAGUUUGAGCCCAGCAACAGCCACAUGGUCAAGUCCUAUUCGCUCCUCUUCAGGGUGUUGCGCAACGGCAGGAGGGACACCAAAGGCCUGCUUAACGGAGAGACCAACGAAAAUAUUGAUGUAACAGACACUCCCAGUAGGAAGAAGAGGAGUUCAGCCCAUAGAGAGGAGGAAGACCCCACAGAGACCUACGUCGCACAGAUGACUGUCUUUGACAAGAACAGGAGACUGCAGCUGCUAGACGGAGAGUACGAGGUGUCCCUGCAGAGGAUAGAGGAGAGUCCUGUGAGCAAGAAGCGAGCCACGUGGGAAACCAUCCUCGAUGGGAAGAGAAUGCCACCAUUUGAGACGUUUUCUCAGGGACCCACGCUGCAGUUCACGCUGCGCUGGACAGGAGACGCCAACGGGAAGUCCACGGCUCCUGUGGCCAAACCUCUCGCUACACGCAACUCUGACAGCUUCGGUCCGAUGGAGACCAGAACCAGCCACCACCGGGCCGCCCUCAUGACAGUGAAGCAGUCGGUCAGCACAGACAUCCAUACGAGGAAGGAACUGGUCCCCAGUGAGCCGCGACAGAAGCUGCGUAUUUUUUAUCAGUUCUUGUACAACAACAACACCCGGCAGCAGACGGAGGCGAGAGAUGACCUUCACUGUCCUUGGUGUACUCUGAACUGCAGCAAGCUCUACAGUCUGCUCAAACACCUCAAACUCUCCCACUCCAGAUUCAUUUUCAACUAUGUGCCUCACCCCAAAGGAGCGAGAAUAGACGUGUCCAUCAACGAGUGCUACGACGGCUCGUACGUGGGCAAUCCUCAGGACAUCCACAGCCAGCCGGGCUUCGCUUUCAGCCGAAACGGACCUGUGAAGAGGACGCCUGUCACUCACAUCCUGGUUUCCAGGCCUAAGAGGACCAAACCAAGUCUGUCCGAGUUCCUGGAGUCUGAGGACGGAGAGCUGGAGCAGCAGAGGACGUACGUCAGUGGACACAACCGCCUCUACUUCCACAGCGACAGCUGCGUGCCGCUGCGUCCUCAGGAGAUGGAACUGGACAGCGAGGACGAGAGAGACCCGGAGUGGCUCCGAGAGAAAACCGCCACGCAACUGGAUGAGUUCACAGACGUGAAUGAGGGGGAGAAGGAGGUGAUGAAGCUGUGGAACCUUCAUGUCAUGAAGAACGGUUUUAUAGCAGACAACCAGAUGAAUCAGGCCAUCGUGCUUUUUGUGGAGGACUGCGGUGCUCACAUCAUCCGCCGGAGCCUCUGCCGCAAUUUCCUCCUGCACUUAGUCAGCAUGCACGACUUCAACCUGGUGAGCACGGCCACCAUCGACCGCACCAUGGCACGCCUGCAGCAGAUUCAAGAGGAGCUGCCGGACGUUGAGGAGCAGCGGGAUCAGAGCGCAGCAGCGUACAACAGCAGCGCCGCCACAUCCAGCGGGGGGAAGCAGGGCAAGAGGACAAAAAGUGCGCUGACAGACUGACGUGAGGAACAACCGCCGAGUCUGGUUGGUCUGUUUUCUCCUAACUGGUGCUUAGAUAGGUGGACAGCCAGGUCUCCAGACCUGACGUGGACCAGCACACAAACCGAGCAGGCUUUUUUUUUUUACACGAGAACUGAACCAAAUCUGAACAGUCUGGAAGUGAAACAGCUGCAUGUGCAGAAACCAGGAGUGGACGAUGAGCUCAGCUUUUCAUACGAGCUUCUGCUCGGCUGCUUCCAGCAGCAGCCGACUGUACGCGCAGUUAAAACUGUACCCGUUGUCACUGCUCGUUGUACACCCAUGUUUAAGACUUUUAGCUGAUUAUUUUAGCACUUCUUCAUGGUAUUUAGAAGGUUGACCUUGACGUUGACUUUUAUACGACAACACCCUUUAAUGUCAAAGACCACACAGGUGAGAG